AUGCCCGAAACACUUGAGGCAGGUUUGCGCAUGCGACUCACAACCGUGGCGGGAGGAUCCGCAAUUGCCAACGAUGUUAAACAGUCCUCUGGCGAAUGUGCCCACCAGUGGGAACGAACAUAUGCUGAGGACGACGGUGAAUGGGAAGACGAAGAUCUGUAA
This is a messenger RNA of Bipolaris zeicola 26-R-13, 162 nucleotides long. RefSeq lists its product as uncharacterized. The coding region runs from base 1 to 162 and encodes 53 amino acids. The transcript is spliced from 2 exons. The record is from RefSeq and is a predicted model, not a curated record. NCBI's taxonomy places the organism in Eukaryota, Fungi, Ascomycota, Dothideomycetes, Pleosporales, Pleosporaceae.